AUGGAACCCUCUCAACUGAAACUCUACGAUGGAUACGAGGAUGUGUACCAGAUGGAGUAUAACAUAGGAGAAGCCAUCAAAAAGAAGACGAAUGAAACCUGCGAGACUGUGGACAGCAGCGGCUACUUCAGUUACUGCGAGCUGGCAUACGAGACCCUCCAGGAGAACGAGCGCCCUGCGAGAAAGCUCGUUUUGAGUGGUAUCACGCGAGACAUUCCGCCUUCACCAUUCACGCUGAAGUUCUCUGGUCUGUACCCGCCAAGCACGAACCUGACAAAUGCGGUGCCGCUCUGGUACAUACAGAUUGCCUCAGGCUAUCCCAAAACACUGAAAGAGAAGGAAGACCAAGCGACACUGGAUGACACAUACCAGAAAAUCAUUCAUGAUUUGUACGCGGCGGACGAGUGCAUUGGAUGGACAUUUCGUCCCUUCAUUGACAAGCGGCUGAGGGAGUCGAAGCCGAAGAUUAGCCACCAGUCUUUUUUCUACACGCUGCCCCUGGGAUUGCUGCCCACAAUCGUUCGCGGUUCACCGUCAGACGGUUACCCAUUUUUUCUGAACCUUACAUUUGGCGUCAACACUUUCGCCACGGGAGCGACAGUCAACUUCACCUUUCCACACGUGCUGUUUAGCGGCGAAGGCGCCUCAGCCACAGAUCGCUACGACCCGUUUCUGCGAGAGUUCCUCGUGAUUCCGCCGCCAGAACUUGUUUCCACCGAGGUGGAGGGUCGGACUUCCGUUAGAAUUCCAGAUAUUCGACUGAGACGUCAAACCCCACUAUCCUUCUAUUUAACCGUUCCUGCGCUCGCGGCCUACGGAAAGCUCAGUCCCGUCUGGAGUGAGCCGACAGGGACGGAAGAGUAUCUCGCGAAACAUGGUUGGGGUCUCGUCGUAAAGGACAAGAGAAACAAGCAACUCCUCUCCACCUUCAGUUUCCCAGCUCCUGUCUACAACCGGCGGAUGAUCGGCGGGGUCAUUGGUCCUGAAUUUCAAAGUUGGGAUAAGGCGAACGGUCUCGAGAUGGCACUCAUUCGUCUGUACUUCGGAGCCAAUCUGCCGCUGACAAGGAUUCGCAUUCUCAUCAGCGUGAUGUCUAACCCUCUCGACGCGGUCGACGGCGCCGUGAUGAACAGGAAAGACGCGAAUAUUUGCACUGCCGUGCUCCGAGGUCCUGAUGCCCCACUGAUCGUCCAAGUUUCCUGCCCAUCUCGCACUCAAGAAAUCUACCAGAUUGACGUUUCCAUGCAGAAUGGGGAGAGGCGUUUCCCUGUUGGAUGGUACGUCGCAGGCGUGGUGCCUCAGCAGACGCCCGCGGAUAUCUCCUGGUUCAAAGUUCGUGUCUAUGACUCUGAGCAAAAGUUGCUGUACGACACAACCCUGCUCUCCGAUCGCAUGCAGCGCGUCGUGCAGCAAGAGCCUUGCAUCAAUCGCCUCUCCAUCCAACGAAUCAAACACCCAUUCACUGGUUACACUUCACAGCUAAAGCUUACAUUUCAGUUAUUCAACUGCUACAGCCCUUCACAGCCUCUUCGUCCUCUGCCUCAACAAGUGGAGCCGCUCGAGGCUCGCGUGCCCGAAAAAGAUGACUGGCCUAAAAAGGAGUACUUCAGCUCUGUAAACAUCACCAGACCGAAUCGAGACGAACAACGUGCCACACAGAGAGCACCGUUGCGUCAAGCCAUGGGAAGUCACUCAGGGAAUCGCGAGAGCAGUUCUUGUUCCCCGACAAAGUGUCCAGCAGAAGACCUAAGAUCGUUGUUGACAGAUUUGAAUCAACUCGACCCUCCGCACAAUAUCAACCUUCUCAAGCAACCGGAUUUGCUGCCAUCAUCUCCCACUUUGGCCGCUGCUUCUGUGUAUUACAAUUUUCCGACUGCGGAGCAGGCAGGCCUCGCGCGUCCGCCUUCCACCCGCAGAGACGCCCCGGCUCAUCGGAAUCCCAUGUCUCUCCACAUUUCGAAAAAGAAUGCAGCAGAAAACCCGCAGGAGAGCCCUGGAAGUGUGGAGACGCAAAUCCGGAUACAUGUCCACAUUGUGGUGGAUGAGGGGACUUUGAGUGAAGAAGCAGUCAACGCUUUCAAGAGGUUUGUCGCCAGGAAAAUACUCAACCGGAAAACAGGAACUCUCUGCCAGAAUUCCAAGGGCAUCUUCUGCUAUAUCUACUCUUGGACUGCUGACAAAACCGCUGUAUCAUGGGAUACACAAGCUACUCUACCUGUCCCUGAUUUCACCGAUGAGAGCAUCCCUUCUGACAGCGGCGCCUGGGACGUUUUCGAUCAGUUGCGAACACUUAUCAGCCAUGCCACGAUGGUGCCUUGCAAUGGUAAAGCCGCUCGCAUGAACUGGGUCAUUCUUUUUACCCACUACAUUUCGGCGAUGAACUACGAGUUGGAGGUGACCGCGACUAAUCCGGCGACCUACACGCUCCACGAUAGGACCGCAGAGCCGCUGCACGCAGUGGUGAUUGGCUGGAAUCCCGAUCCUCCAGAGAAAGGCAAGAGUUUGCAAGACCGCCUGGAGGCUCUUCCGUUUUCCGACACGCGUCGGGUCUUCGUUGGCGCCAUGCAGGAUAUCAGAAUGAGCAAUCUAAUCGAAGACCCUGUGUUCAUGACCUUUCUUUUUCCAGAGGCGACCCAGUACCUUGCAGGCCACGUGGGCGCUCUCCAGCACUUAGAGGAGGUCCUGUUCCUAAUUCAAGAAGAGUAUGCAGAGAGCUUUGUCUCUCUCGACAUAUGCCGCCACCCGCUACCUCCGGACGGACACAAGUUCGGCGCGUACGUCAGUCGGCGAGCAACGAACUCCGAAGAACUCAUCCGGCCCAUUGAGCUUCUGUACAAUGGAAUUGUGUUCGACCGAUUAAACUGGACUAUUUCACCUGCCGAGGUCGGCGUGUACACAGCGGCGAAGCUGAGCUGGCAGUUUGAAAUGGCCUGUGAGGGAGAGCUGGCGACGCAGGAGACAAGAUGAGCGCAAAUUGAGGGCUUUCUGUGUUCAAGAAGUUGUAGGGUUAAUCUUUGAACAGAAUCGAAAACACCUCCGGGAACCCGCUGUAUCGAUUCUUUUGGCGACGAAGAUGUCCGACAACUUAGACGUCGGUCAAAGAGUCUACGUUAGGCACCCUGAUGUUGUCGACGUGGAGUCAGCCUCUCAAAACUCACCUGUGUCUACAUUUAUGCACACGCAUGUUUAACCAUGCAUGUGC
Toxoplasma gondii ME49 is the source of this 3202-nucleotide messenger RNA. RefSeq lists its product as hypothetical. The coding region runs from base 1 to 2967 and encodes 988 amino acids. The record is from RefSeq and is a predicted model, not a curated record. Lineage: Eukaryota; Apicomplexa; Conoidasida; Eucoccidiorida; Sarcocystidae. The transcript has 8 exons.